Messenger RNA from Arachis ipaensis, 669 nucleotides. NCBI's taxonomy places the organism in Eukaryota, Viridiplantae, Streptophyta, Magnoliopsida, Fabales, Fabaceae. The record is from RefSeq and is a predicted model, not a curated record.
AUGACAGGAAGUAGCUUGAAUGAAAUUGAAGAACUCAUUGAAAAUUUAAACAAGAUAUUUCCUCUGAAAGAUUUAGAGGAGCUAAAUUUUUUUCUUGGUCUUGAAGUGAAAUAUUUAGAUGAUGGUUAUAUUUUGUUAUCUCAAGAAAAAUAUGCUGCAAAAUUAUUAGAGAAAGCUGGGAUGUCUAUCUCUAAUGCCAUGCCUACACCAAUGAUUUCAUCAGUGAAGCUACACAAGCAUGACUCAGAACCUUGUGAAAAUCCUGGAUUGUACAGAUCAAUCGUUGGGGUCCUACAGUAUCUAACAACUACUAGACUAGACUUGUCAUAUGCCGUAAAUAAAGCUUCUCAAUUCAUGCAUAAUCUUACAGCUGAGCAAUGGAAAGUUGUGAAGAGAAUUUUGAGAUACAUUAAAGGUACAAGGGGACAAGGUUUGAUAUUUUCAAAAAGUUCUGACUAUAUGAUUCUCGCAUUUGCAGAUGCAGAUUGGGGAGCUGAUCUUGAUGAUUGUAGGAGCGUUACGGGAUAUUACAUCUAUCUUGGAGAAAACUUAAUAGCAUGGAAGCCACAGAAACAGAGCAAGGUCAGCAAAAGUAGUACCGAAGCUGAGUAUAGAGUAAUUGCGUCAGCCCAGGCAGCGGCGGUGGUGGCAGUGCAGCAGUUACUCUAA